GUUGUUCUUAUCUUGCCUUUUCUUCUGCCACGUUUUCUUCCCUUCUCAAAAGGAGGAUUCAAAAAAACCUGAAAAUGAGGAAAUUAAUUUCCUAAAAUCUGGGUCAGGAAGAUCACACAUCUCACGUUUUGGCAGAACACGUGCUACCCACCAGGCCUCUUACAAGGUGUUGGCCCUCGGGGCCCUUUCUCUUUCCCCGGCCAGGACCUCAGACAUGACUGGGAAGAUCUUCACCAACACCAGGGAGCGGUGGAGGCAGCAGAAUGUGAACAGCGCCUUCGCCAGGCUGAGGAAGCUCAUCCCCACGCACCCUCCCGACAAAAAGCUGAGCAAGAAUGAAACGCUUCGCCUGGCAAUGAGGUAUAUCAACUUCUUGGUCAAGGUCUUGGGGGAGCAAAGCCUGCAGCAAACGGGAGUGGCAGCCCCGGGCAACAUUCUGGGACUCUUCCCCCAAGGAACCCCCCUGCCCGACAGGACUCUGCUCAGUGACUACCAGGUCCCUUCACCUGGCCCCAGCCACCAUGUCCCUUAGUGCGGCACUGACUCAUCACCCAGGGAGACACUUGUUCAGAAGUCACUGCCAUCAACAGCCUUUGGCAUGUUACAGAGUCACCUUGAUGAAUAAUUUGUGAGGCAGGAAUUUAAGCGUCACAGGAGGUGGCUCAGGGACAGCUGCCAGGAGCCAACUGGAGGCCAUGAGGAAUGUGGCUUUGGAAUGCGGCCUGUUUCUGUCUAUUUCAUGUGUCCAACAUCUACGUGAGAUGUCGUCUGAAGAAAAAACAAUUACUCAAUAUGUUUUCAGUUAUAAGCAAGAUGAGUCGAAACGCACAUUUCAGAUGAGUAAAAAAUGCUUCCCUCCGAACAUUUUUAAAAUAUAUAUAUUUUUAUUGAUUUUAGAGAAGAAGAGAGAGGGAGAGAUAGAAACAU
Myotis davidii is the source of this 927-nucleotide messenger RNA. It is a transcript of the gene TAL2, whose product is annotated as T-cell acute lymphocytic leukemia 2. Bases 215 to 532 code for a protein of 105 amino acids. Gene Ontology annotation, molecular function: protein dimerization activity; DNA-binding transcription factor activity, RNA polymerase II-specific; RNA polymerase II cis-regulatory region sequence-specific DNA binding. NCBI's taxonomy places the organism in Eukaryota, Metazoa, Chordata, Mammalia, Chiroptera, Vespertilionidae. The record is from RefSeq and is a predicted model, not a curated record. The transcript has a single exon. Gene Ontology annotation, biological process: regulation of transcription by RNA polymerase II.